AUGGAUUGCGGAGAUCAAUACAGUCCAGGCGAAUUGGACGCACUAUACGCCGAUUGGAAUCGGUCGGAAACGACUAUCUGCCUUCCUUCGCCCUCACCACUGACACGAGGAUCGACAUAUCUCCCCAAAGAAGGAUCUCGGGUGCUAGAGGAGGCUGUUCGCGAUCCGUUUUACUUGGAACAGUCUCUCGAGGCCACCCCAUCUUGGAACAGUGUUGACCAUUCAGUCUGUGAUGACAUCUUGACUGAAUACGAACACGAAGAUUGUAUAACACUCCCUCAAACCAUUGACUCCUUCAACCCCCGCAAGUCGGCUGGUCAGAACAACCGCCCAGAUCGCUCCACUAUCGCCCAACUGGAAUUCGAGAACAACCGACGCUUUCAUCGCUACACCUCAUCCACCGAGGAUACACCCCGAGUGCUUCACAGCAGUCAAGAAUCGUUUAGCUCAGUCAACACCGAUACUGCUACCCCCGACUUGACACCCAGCAGCUCCUUCUCGUCGGCCUACUCCUCCGCCCCGUGCCCCGAAGCCGUUCUCAAGGCAACGGAGAAGCUAUACCAACACGCACACCGUGCACAGCCUGCGCCCUGUCGUGCCUUUUACUUGCCUGCGUCAACACCACCACAGCAACUUCCUCUUGCGCCUCCCGUGCCUGCCAUUCCUAGGAACUACACUCGCCCAGAGACGCCUCUUGUAGAACCCUCCCCCAGUUCUUUCACUCUGGCCAUGAAAUACGAGUCUCCAAGCAUGUCCUCAUCAUCUCAUCGGAGGAAGGCUCCCCCUCCAUCAUUAUCCAACUUGGGUCGUCGCCCAAGCUCUCAUGGCUCACGCAAGAAGCAACCGAGCCCUGGAACACGUACUCCAUUGGAUCCGUCCAUGAUCUCGCCUCCCUCCCUCAUCAACCCCGUCACCAUGGAGCCCCAUGCAACACACUUUGAGCAAGCCCUCUUUAUUCCUGCGAAUGACUGUCCUAGCCCUAUUCCUAGUCCCUCGGCCAGCUCCCCGCCCAUUUCCAGGCAGUGGACAGCAACUUCCACGGAAAGACCGUCCACCUCUACUACUGCAGAUGCGUUUUGUGAGCACUCGGUCUGGGAGUCCGACUCGGAUAAUGACUCAAUCGGGCACAAGUCCCUGUCCCGGAAACCAAUCGACACCCUGCGCAAAGUUCGCAGUCGUGCGAAGCUUCGUGCUGCCAAAUCUCACCCCCGUCUGGGCCAACGACCCAGUCUGGAUGACGCGGCGCUGGAGAAAUUUCCUUGCGUGACAGAUGAUAUCCUUGGUCCUCUGGUGCCGGAACCGUCGCCCGGUGGUAGUCUCCAUCGACCCAGUACCAGCCGUGACGGCUUCCGUCCUCCUCAUCCGCUACAGACGUUACGUCUCGUGGCGCCAUCUUCUACAUCCCUUCUGAACCCCCGUUCGCGAAACAACAGCCAUGGUCAACUUCGUGAGUCCGAUAUGGACCGCUCCACUGCUGCAGCCGUUCAGGCCCAGUCGCGGCGACGGCAGCAGUCAGAUUCCUCUGGAUGUAUUCACGAGGAAUCUGACAAGCUGACCUCGAUGUGCUAUGAGCAGCAUGCACCACUUCCCUUUGAAGAGCCCAUGGAUAACCGGCCGUUCUUCAAGCGAAUGAUUGACUCUCUCCGCUCUCUCAGCUGCCACAAAACAGCCCCCAAAACGCCCACUCCGACUCCUUGA
This is a messenger RNA of Penicillium diatomitis, 1698 nucleotides long. RefSeq lists its product as uncharacterized. The transcript has a single exon. The record is from RefSeq and is a predicted model, not a curated record. NCBI's taxonomy places the organism in Eukaryota, Fungi, Ascomycota, Eurotiomycetes, Eurotiales, Aspergillaceae. The coding region runs from base 1 to 1698 and encodes 565 amino acids.